UAGGGAGUACGAUCAUCGGCAAAAUGACAUGGCCCUCAUCCACGGCCCUACUGGCUAUCGAAACUUCGACUCGAAAUCAGGGCGGCCUACCCCACACGGCAUCACCAAAGAGGAUAUCGUUCGUUCCGCAAUAUUUGUUCAUGAGAACAAUCUGCAAGACGCCAUACGCAACCGGGACUACCACACAAUAUCCGAGGCUGCGAAGCGCGAUCGAGCGAUGGGCAAGAAUCUUGGAAAAGUUCCAGGUGGUUUUAGCUUACCAAUCUGUGUAAACCCAGGCGGCGAAGCCAUCUCGAGCGAUUGGGACAAGAGAGCUCGCAACUACCCAUGCAUGUGCGGCAACUUUGGCUGGAACGACGGUACAUGGACCUACCAGGCAGACGAGACUGAACCCUUCCUCGUUCACACUGGUCUCAUGUAUUCCGAAGACUGGGAACGCUUUUGCCAUCGCAACGGGGAAUGCAAAGGAGUCGAGUGGGACAGACUACAUGAGAGAUUGGACCAGCAGCGUGAGCCGGGUGAUCCACAGAUUUCAAAAAAUUUGAAGCAUCUUUUCGGUCGAUGUAAGCAGGAUACCGAACACGGAGCAGGGAAGGCUUGGUACGACUUUUCCAGAAAUCCUCCUUUGGGACGAUCGGUGCGCGACACCUUUGUGGCUUUGACGAAGAAGAUCUUCAGGCGGCAUGAAUGAAUUGAUUUGCAACGUUGCGUGGAGGGGUGGGCGAGUGGAAGAUGCUGAGGAAGUGGACC
This is a messenger RNA of Alternaria alternata, 750 nucleotides long. RefSeq lists its product as hypothetical. NCBI's taxonomy places the organism in Eukaryota, Fungi, Ascomycota, Dothideomycetes, Pleosporales, Pleosporaceae. The annotation marks the transcript as partial. The record is from RefSeq and is a predicted model, not a curated record. The transcript has a single exon.